Balaenoptera ricei (Rice's whale) is the source of this 609-nucleotide messenger RNA. RefSeq names its product basic salivary proline-rich protein 1-like. The transcript has a single exon. The record is from RefSeq and is a predicted model, not a curated record. Lineage: Eukaryota; Metazoa; Chordata; Mammalia; Artiodactyla; Balaenopteridae. The coding region runs from base 1 to 609 and encodes 202 amino acids.
AUGAAUCGAAAACACCCCUCCGGCUCCCCGGUCCUCCGGGAUCGGCGCCUCCACCUCGGGCGCAACCCGGGGCGCACGCGGUCCGGACGCUCCACCCUCCCCCAGCGGCCGCCUGUCACCCCGGGGGACGCCGACUGGGGUCGCCCGCUCGGUAACCGCCGCGCUCCCCCGGAGCUUCCCUCUGCGGCCACGUUUGCCAAACAAAAAGAGGCAGGCUUUGGAGAAGGCGCCGCGGGCUCACCUCGGGGCCGCGCUCCCCCGGCCUCGCCGCUGGUCUCCGAGCCGCCAGCCGCCCCGCCGGGCGCCUCGGAGCAUUGUUUGGAGAGUGUGUGCGCGCGUUGCGUGCCCGGCCGCGGGCGGUGUCGUCUGCCUGGGCCCGGCGGCCGGGUGGCAGCUGCGAGCGCGGCUCCGCCCCCUCCGCCUCCGGUGGCACCGCCCGCCCAGCCCCAGCCGCACCUCCGGAGUCCUUGCCGCCGCCCCACGCCCCCCGCCGGCGGGCGCGCUCCCUGGCCCCUGAUUCCUCCCGGAGAUCCACGCCCCGCCCCUCCCUCACGCUCCCGACGGAGGCUCCGCCCCCAGCCCGAGACUUGGAGGCGUCACGACCCCUGA